AUUGUAAAACAAUGGACCUGACAAGGAAACGACCUUUUCUACAACCCUGAGUAACUACAAAUCUCAAUGCGCUAAAUGGUUAAACAAAAUGAAGAAAUCGAAAGAAGAAAAAUUGAAUGAUUUGACUAGUCCAAAAUUCAAAUUAUCAUUUAAUCAUCUUUUCCCUAAGCCUGAAGACUCACCUGAAACACGUGAAGAGAAAUUUGAAGCUCUUGCUAACACUUGGAGGCCUGGAAUUGAUUUGAUCGCCUUAACCAGAGGUCCUUUAAUCACCAUGAGUGUGGCUUCAUUUACACAAUUACCUUUUCUAUUUGCUGUUCGUAAAUAUUUAAAGGUAAUUUCAUUCAAUAAAUUUAUGGCUGUUACAUCUUCGGUCGCAAUGGCCGCUGGUGCAUCUUUUUUGAUCACAAAUCAACAACUAGACACAAUUAUCCGAGGUGAAGUUAAUUGUGCCGAAUGUCACCUCAUAAGAACCGGUGCUUAUCAAUUCCUUUUCAGUUCGGCUUUUCCUUCAUCCGGUGCCAUCUUUAUUUCCAUUCUAAGUGCCCUUAACAAUCCCGGUAUCACUCUUCCAAUCGAUGUUCUAGAUCGAUGGGCAUCAACCAAAGAAGGAAUCAAAAUAGUGAGCAGAUCACUUUUCAAGCGAAAUCUUCUCCUAGGAUUUGCUGCUUUAUCGAUUUUAAAUAUCUCCACCGGAAUCGCAGUUAUUUACUUUGCAAUGAAACAAUAUCACGAUGUUCAUGUUGCCUUAUUAGCAGAAAAUUCCCAAAAAAUAGUAAUCUAAUUUGAAAUUGCAACAAACAAAAUUCACAACCCAAAUCUCGUUAAAAAAACGACUGUAUAGAUGUUUAGGUCAUUUAAAUUAAAUUGUAUUUGUUUGCAGCAAAAUUGAAAAUUUGCUGUUUGCAAAACCAAAUUAGCAAACUAAAUUGUUUUCUAAUGAAAAAGCAAUAACAAAUCAGUUGAUUGUUACCCAACGGAUGAGAGGAAUACUCAAGGAUAAUGAAAAAUAUCAAGGAUCGAUAAAGGUGCUGGUUAAUCAAUUGGAAUUCAAAAAAUGUCAAAAUUAAAAGGUAACGAUUAAGUUAAUUGUUAACCAAUGGAACCAAUGGAUUUUCUGUUUUCCAAAAUCAAA
Molecule: messenger RNA, 1135 nt
Organism: Panonychus citri (citrus red mite)
Lineage: Eukaryota; Metazoa; Arthropoda; Arachnida; Trombidiformes; Tetranychidae
Exons: 2
Coding region: 89-784 (231 amino acids)
Source: RefSeq, a predicted model, not a curated record